CCUAUGACAAGAGUCUGCGAAAAUCUUGAGUAGGUUAUGCGCCAGAGGACUGAAUUUCUUUCAUAUUCUUCAUAGCUCGGAUGCAUGUAGCCUAGAACGUCAAUUUUCUUUAGUAUCACAGCGGUUUCCGACCGUUUAAAUAAAGCUGAGGGAGGGGAAAGACUUGCAAAAAAUAACUUAUGUAAAAUGUGAGGUUCGUACCGCGUCCUCCAAACGCACUUCCCAGACUACGUGCGCGCACUGGGAUACGGAUAACUUUAAAUCUCUUGGAAUUCAAGUUCAUCAUCAUGGUCAAAGUGGAUUACAAAAUCCAAUGCAUUUUGUUUCUCGUCACCUUUUAUGUGCAAGAAAGCUUUUUAAAUGAAUAUGAUUCACACCUGGGAGCAAGAGACAUUCUAUUACAGAGAGCCAAACGGCAGAGCAAGCCAUCCAAACCAGCGCUCAAGGUGACAGACUACCAUGUGAGGUGUUCCGUGGUAUCUCGCUAUGCCAUCACCACGGUCCACAGCUCCGUUUGGAACCAGCUCCCUGGCACUAAGGAAGCUGCCUUCGAGGUGGACCUGCCCUCUUCGGCUUUCAUCUCCAACUUCACCAUCACCUCCAAUGGCAAGGUGUAUGUCGCCCAGGUGCAGGAAAGGAGCGCUGCAAGGAAGAUUUACGACGCUGCCAAGAAGCGAGGGAAAACUGCCGGACUCGUUGCCACAAAGGAGAGGGAGAUUGAGAAGUUCCGUGUGGCGGUGAGCGUGCCCGCGGGGGCCCGUAUGUCCUUCUCCCUGUCCUACGAGGAGCUGCUCCCUCGCAGACUGGGUCACUAUGAGCUCUCCCUGGGCCUCCGUCCUGGCCAGCCUGUCCAGAACCUCAGCCUGGAGGUCAGCAUAGCAGAGAGGACGGGCAUCAGCUUCCUCAAGGUCCUACCGCUCAAGACCAGCCGGCUGCUCUCCAACACUGUACAAGGUGAAGCCCAGGCUCCGGCCUCCACCCAGGUGGAGCAGAACCAGGGCUGCGCCAGGGUACAAUACAGUCCCACCCUGCGGCAGCAGAACAGCAUCUCCUCCAAAGGCCUCAAUGUUGACUUUAUCAUCCAGUAUGACGUGGAGCUCAGAGACCUGAUGGGAGACAUCCAGGUGUAUGAUGGCUACUUUGUGCAUUACUUUGCACCUCGGGGCCUCCCUGUUGUUCCCAAGGAUGUCAUCUUUGUCAUCGAUGUCAGCGGAUCCAUGAUCGGCACCAAGAUCAAACAGACCAAGCAGGCCAUGGCUACCAUCCUGGGGGACCUGCGAGAGGGGGACCACUUCAACAUCAUCACCUUCUCAGACAAAGUGCACACGUGGAAGAAGGGGCGCACUGUGAGGGCCACGCGUCAGAACAUACGAGACGCCAAAGACUUCAUCAAGAGGAUCAUCGCUGAGGGCUGGACCAACAUCAACGCUGCUUUACUUUCUGCCGCCCAGCUGGUCAACCCCUCCCCCUCGAGCUCCUCCCCCAUCCGCUCCUCCUCCUCUGCCUCUCACCGGGUGCCAUUGAUCAUCUUCCUGACGGACGGGGAAGCCACCAUCGGCGUGACGUCCGGGGAUGCCAUUCUCACCAACGCCAAGAGCGCCCUGGGCUCCGCCUCCCUGUUCGGCAUCGCCUUCGGGGACGACGCCGACUUCCCGUUGCUCCGGCGCCUGGCAAUGGACAACCGCGGCGUGGCCAGGAUGGUGUACGAGGACGCGGACGCCGCGCUGCAGCUGAAGGGCUUCUACGAUGAAGUGGCCAGCCCCCUUCUGUCCGACAUCCAGCUCUCCUACCUGGACGACCAGGCCUUCGAUGUCACCCAGUCCCUCUUCCCUAACUACUUCCAGGGCUCGGAGCUGGUGGUCACCGGGAAGGUGAAGCCCGGGGUCAGGGACCUGAAGGUGUUUCUGACGGCUGUGGACUCCAAGCAGAACUUGAAGGCGGAGAACGAUGUGUUGAAGAUGGGGGUGAACGGGACGGCGUUCGUGGGCUGCCCCGGAGGGACGGAGGGGAUCUCCAGCUUUGUGCGACGACUCUGGGCCUAUUUCACGAUCAAAGAGCUGCUGCUGGCCAAACUGAACAGCACAGAUCCCACCACCCAGAGACUGCUGGCUGACAAGGCCACCAAUCUCUCCCUCAAGUACAACUUUGUUACACCUGUCACCUCGCUUGUGGUCGUCAAACCUGAUGCUGACGAACUGCCUCCCACUCCCACCACUGUUCCAACGACCACAACCGCGACGACGACUACUACUACACCUACUACGACAACUUCUACUACUACUACCACUGUCACUACCACUACUACUACUGUAACCUCUCACACGCCUGUCUCCAAAACAUCUGCGCCCAUUGCUGUAAAGAAGUCCAGAUCAAACAACCCUAAAACUAACCCUCAGGUCAUUAAGCCUCGACCCCCUAAGCCCCCACCUGGCCGCCCCUUAAACACCCCUCCGUCAAAAAAGACCUCCACCCCUCCCAAUCCGCCCAAAACUGUCGCUCCUCCAUCUGUCAAGAAAAUCACUACCACUCCCAGCCCAGGUGGUGUUAAAACGGCGCCCUCCCCACUCUCUGGUAAAACUCCCCCCCCCCCCCCCAGCACCCCUAAAACUGCUCCUGCCCCUCCGGCUGGGAAAAUCACCAUCCCGCUGGUCAACUCUCUUAAGACUGCCCUUCCACCUGCCCCAGGAAGGAGAUCCACCCCACAGCCCAGCACAGCCCAGACAGUCCCCCCCACAAUGAAGACCUCCACCCCCCAGCCCAGCACAGCCCAGACAGUCCCCCCCACAAUAAAGACCUCCACCCCACAGCCCAGCACAGCCCAGACAGUCCCCCCCACAAUAAAGACCUCCACCUCUCCCACAAGCACCGCCAGAACAGACACAGCACCCCAGACUGGGAGGCUGGCGACACCCCAGCCCAGCGCUGUCAGGACCAUCUUUCCUCCUGUCAGAGUCUCCUUCCCUUACUCAGAGACAGAGAACCACACCAUGUCCACUAGCGAUGGCCACCAGCCUCAGGUCACUACCCUGCAGCAUGACCUGACACCCACCACCACUCCUCCUCCCCUCACCCCAGCAGCAGCUUCCCAGGACACAGACUCAGACCCAGACCUGACCAUAGCCACCCUGGUGUCCGCUACCUUUGCCCCAAUGCCUGGCUACACCGAUGGGCCAAAACUAUGGGAGGCUGCAGGCCUGCUUGAUGUCUCUACUUCCAUUCAGAUUCAGAGAAAAGACAUAGAUCUUGUGAAAGAUUAUGACGCAACCUAUGAUUUUGACUACGACCUCAACUACGAGUCCUGGGAUGAUGCAGCAACAUUUGACCCCCCCACCAGACUCAGCUCAGUGAGAGUUUUCUCCUCUUCUGUUGACGGAGACCCUCACUUUGUGGUCCAGCUCCCCAAGGUGCAUCAGCAUCUGUGUUUCACCGUGGACGGCAGGGCCAAUGAUGUCCUGAGACUACUGGAGGAUGCAGAGAAAGGCAUCUUGGUGGAUGGCCAUCUAAUAGGAGCGCCCUCUAAGCAUGGCGUUGAAGACCGUUCCCGCACCUACUUUGACCAGCUCACUAUUUCCUCUGCCAUGGGCGGUCCUGAUGGCAUCGUCAUCACGCUGUCAUUGGACAUUGUGGUCGUGGAGGGGGAAGGGAGGAACGUGCUUCCCACCGACAAGCAGGGCUCAGUGAUGAGGCAGGGCAUCAAGGUUGCUAUAGACAAUCAUGGGAGCUGCUGGAUAGAGCUGGGCAAGGACGUGCGUUUCCUGGUUCUCUUCCACCACUACCAACACCCCAGCUACCUGCAGCUGGCUCAUCUCGGCUUCUACAUCACUGAUGGGCAUGGGCUCUCGUCCUCAACUCAAGGCCUGUUAGGCCAGUUCCAGCAUGCUGACAUGAGUGUGUCUGCGCUGACAGAGUCCCAGGAUGGGCCCUCUGGCGUCCAGCCCGGUAAAGAGGGGGUCCUGGCUAAGGGGUUUCUGAGGUGGGGGGAUAUGAAGAUGCCAGUCACUCUACAGGACAAGACCCUGAAGGAUACGAUGAUAAGGCACCACCUGGGUAGGUGCUGGGUGGUGCCCAAGGCAGAGGUACAGAGGCUGCUGGGCCAGCCAUACCAGAGCUACGUGGUGGAUCACUCAUAAACACUCCACUCCAUCCCCUUUCAACUCUGGGCAGCUCAGGCUAUGGGAAAGGCCUUCCAGGACAAGCCAGCUCUGGGACUUGAGUCCAGGGUACACGGUGUAUUCAGUUUUCCAUGCUAAUGAUCCUCAUAUUGGGUAAUGUGAUGUCACAGCGCAGCAGUGCCUUAAAAACAAGACCAAUGACCAAAUGAUUCUUCUGUUCAUAUGGCAACAGAAAUUAAGAACCAUUUUAUUCCUCAGCAAUCACUCCAGGUUUAGCACAUUUCUGUCACUCUUAAAAUGGAUGUUUCUCAAGUGGUUUUUAUUCUAUAUCUGAUAUCUUAAUGAUAGUUGACAUUAUGGAAAUGUUAUUUUUUGAAAGAUUCCGAGUUGUAUUUUUUGUUUAAGUUUAAGUUAAAGUAAGUGUGUAUAUACUGUAUGUAUGUUCCAUAAAAUAUUACCUAUAUAAAUAUUUUUGUUUUUGGGAUACUUGGACAAGUGUAUCAUUUUACACACUCAGACACAGAGAGGCGCUGUCAGACUUUUCAGGUUUGCCAUGUGCUUUUUAUUUUUCUAUCUUUUUUAUCUUUCGUUCAUAGUUUAAUUCAUUUUAUUUGUUACACAAGACAUUAGGCAUUGUUCACAUACUAGUGAUCAAACAAGGACUGUGAGUUGUCUACUGCUCAGUCUGAACUAUCACUUUUGUCAAUUUCAAGGGAUGUUGUCAAUAGUGGGUUUUACGUAAAAGGCCAAACUUGAUGGAAAAUGGUACCACCACACUUUUAGGAUUUUCUUUAAAUAAAUAAAAAGAUGAGACAGCAUCUAUUGGUGAAAAAAGGGUCAACUCUUUUUAUGACUACACUGAGAGAAACUCCCACAUUAUUCCAGUUCAGCCAACAUGAUUCCAGGAUGAAGACCAUGCUAUAUUUAAAAGUGCUCAGUUUGAAACUGCAGAGAUUCCUGUGAAGGUUGGUGAUUCAAUUACUUGCUAUCCUUCAAUCAAAACCUGUUUGUUAAAGACGGUUAAUCAUAUCAAACCAAUGAAACACUGGGGUGAUCACAAACAUAGGCCAAACAUAACAUAUGACACAGCAAAUAACAAACUAAAACAAUGAUGUGGGUAUGGAUCACUUUGAGAUCAGUUGAGUUGUAUCAGUAAGAGAACAAACUAAUAGCAUAGCAUAUUCAGCAUUUUCACCUUUCACCAUUAACUUCAGUGGAAACAAAUAAAUAAUACCAUUACAAUAAGACACAUAAAAACCCCAAACGUGAGUUAAUAACUUAGUUUAGAGUCAUUGAGGGAGUGCUGAAGGGCACGGUCAUAUAAGAGGAGUAUAGUGCCAACUCAACCUUGGUUAAUGUGUUAUGGGUAAGGGUGUAGCAUCUCAUCUGUCUUCCACUGAUAUGUACAGUAACUCACUGAUUCACUAACUAGGCUUCAGACCGCUCUUUAAACCUGAAGUAUGUAAACACAGAGGGGUAAAACACAACUGCCAAGCAGGAGAACUCAAAACACAAUGGAGGUCGCCAUAUAUGACACUGUUUGUAGUGCCAACUGCAGAGACAAGACCACUGAACUAGACUUCCUGUGUGGGGGGGUAAAAAGACUGCUUCAAGCUGUCCAUCUCACAACAGACUACCCUCGUCAUAACAGUCAGUGGUGCAGUGGCCUCUGCCUUCUUUUAAUGUACUGGUCCAAUCUUGAGAGAUUCAAAAAAUAUUGGAUAAGACCCCAAAUUAAGGCUAAAACCAAGUAAAACAUAUUGGUUCAUUCUUGUGGGGUGGCACUUUUAAACCAUGGCUCAGGACUUUUAUGCUACAGAGUACUACUUUGGGAGUGUCCAGCGUUCCCUGCUGUCUACUCUAAGGGUUAUCACAGGGUUUAGUUUAUUGGGGGAUUGAUCUACUUCGGUGACAUACACAAGCAUUCCAACAACCUAGACAUGAUCUGGUGCUUUCACUACAAGCCGAAAAUUCAGUCUUCCUUCUUCA
Molecule: messenger RNA, 6101 nt
Organism: Hypomesus transpacificus
Lineage: Eukaryota; Metazoa; Chordata; Actinopteri; Osmeriformes; Osmeridae
Gene: itih6
Product: inter-alpha-trypsin inhibitor heavy chain family member 6
Biological process (GO): hyaluronan metabolic process
Molecular function (GO): serine-type endopeptidase inhibitor activity
Source: RefSeq, a predicted model, not a curated record